Trypanosoma rangeli is the source of this 657-nucleotide messenger RNA. RefSeq lists its product as uncharacterized. The transcript has a single exon. The coding region runs from base 1 to 657 and encodes 218 amino acids. The record is from RefSeq and is a predicted model, not a curated record. NCBI's taxonomy places the organism in Eukaryota, Euglenozoa, Kinetoplastea, Trypanosomatida, Trypanosomatidae.
AUGAGUCUCCUGAAGGCGGAUCAAGUGCGGCGGGAACUGUUUGUCACAUACAGCAGGCAAAUCGCUGCACUCCUUCGCGAGACGGUGGACGGUGACCCCAUCGAGACGCGCUCAGAGGAGGCAAACGGUGGCGGGGACGACGACAGGGAGGAGGCGAAGGAGCAACAGCACGAGGAAGAUGCGAAGGAGGACAGAGUCGUUUCACUGUCCGAGCGUUUCCGCGUCUCGUACGCGCGGCAACAUCUUCUCCGCCAACGUGCACUGCGACUGCCGAAGGGUUACACGGAGGAGGUGGAUGGUGCAUACCGCACCGCCUCCUCUGAGGCGGGAGAUGCGACAACACCAGCCGGAGAAGAUGUGGCCGCUGUCAUGGUGCCUGCGGAGACUGCAGAGGAAGCGGUGGAGGAGGAGGGAUGGCGGUUGGCGUACCACGAGCCGUACCCUUCGCUUCGGCGUAUUAUGCGGCGCGUACAGGACGAGUCCUUGCAGACGUUACUGCAGGAAUCACGUGUGCCGGUAACGGCGCAUCGGGACGAGGCCUACGCGGCGCAGCGCAUUUCAGCUCUGCAUCAAAUAGAGGAACAGAUAGGAAGGGAGCGCGCCACAAUCCUCGCACGACAACAGAAGAUGGACGGCAAGCUACACCCCAUGCAGUGA